Molecule: messenger RNA, 406 nt
Organism: Entrophospora candida
Lineage: Eukaryota; Fungi; Glomeromycota; Glomeromycetes; Entrophosporales; Entrophosporaceae
Source: the annotation of a GenBank genome assembly
AUGCCUAUUGAUCAUAUUAUUGGAAUGUUCAUGAAUUUAUAUUCUUUACUGUCAACAACACUUUAUAAUUUUAUAGAAACAACCAAUGAAAUUGAAACUAAAAAUAAUCAAGAAACUUUUCAAGGAGAAGAAGAAAUUAUGGUUGAAAUUGCUCAAUUGAUGGAAAAAUUCUCAAAUUUAGAUAUUAGAGAUGAUAGUGAUGAGAAUUUGAAUUUGAGUUUACAAGAAGUCAAUUUAUUGGAUAAUUUAGAUAACAAUUCAAUCACAAAUUUAAGUUUUUCUGUUUUAGAUUAUGAAAAUUUAUAUGUUUCACUAUACAACCAAAGAGUAUCCCAUCAGGCUUAUAUUUCAAAAAACAUCAUUCAUAGUAGAUGUCAAAACAUUCCAAAUAGAUCAGAUUUAACAA